AUGGAUCAAAAAAAAGAACAAAAACCACACUGCCUAAUCCUUCCAUACCCAAGCCAAGGCCACAUAAACCCUAUGAUCCAAUUCUCCAAACGCUUAGCCCACAAAGGCAUCACAAUCACCUUCGCCGUACCGCAAGGCGUCCUCACCUCUUCUGCCGCCGGCAACAUCGCCGUCGAGACCAUCUCCGACGGCUACGACUCCGCCGCCACCAGAGCCGGCGUCGGCCCGCAGGAGCGUCUGCUCAGCUUCAAAACGGCCGGGACGGAGUCAACGUCCCGACUCAUCGAGAAGCUUCGAGAAGGGGGCCGGCCAGUGGACUGCGUUGUCUGCGACGCCUUCAUGCCGUGGGGGCUGGCCGUGGCGAAGAGUAAGGGUCUGUUUGGUGCGGCCUUUUUCACGCAGACGAGCUCUGUGAAUGUUAUCUACUACAAUGUGUUUAAAGGGUUGCUCAAAGUUCCGGUUUUGGAGAAGGAGAUCGUGCUUCCCGGGCUGCCGCCGUUGGCAGUCUCGGAUUUGCCGUCGUUUGUCGUUGAGCCGGAGAAGCUUCCGGGCUUGUUGGAGCUGAUGGUGGGUCAGUUUGAAGGUGUGGAGGAUUCUCAUUUCGUGUUUGUUAACUCGGUUUACGAGCUCGAGGAAGAGAUGCGUUGCUCGUCUUUUGGAAUAAGUUAUCAUGUCUAGUUGUUACUGACUUAUUGCCGAGUUUCAUUGGGCUAAAUUAAAUUUUCAUUUUACAUAAAAAAGCGAUAUAUACAUGACAUUUAUUUGGUUUUGUUUUGUUAGUCACAUGUGAAGAGUUGGACUAUUUUGGGGCCUCUA
Salvia hispanica is the source of this 816-nucleotide messenger RNA. The record is from RefSeq and is a predicted model, not a curated record. Lineage: Eukaryota; Viridiplantae; Streptophyta; Magnoliopsida; Lamiales; Lamiaceae.